Acanthosepion pharaonis is the source of this 1965-nucleotide messenger RNA. NCBI's taxonomy places the organism in Eukaryota, Metazoa, Mollusca, Cephalopoda, Sepiida, Sepiidae. The record is from the annotation of a GenBank genome assembly.
AUGGUCAACUUUCUUUCUUUCUUUCUUUCUUUCUUUCUUUCUUUCUUUCUUUCUUUGUUCCUCUUCUUCUUCUUUAUUUUAUGGUCACCUUUCUUUCUUUCUAGUCUCCUUUCUUUCUUUCCUGGUUCCUCUUCUUCUUCUUCAUUUUAUGGUCAUCUUUCUUUCUUUCUUUUUCUUUCUUUCUUUAUUUAUUUUAUAGUCAACUUUCUUUCUUUCUUUCUUUCUUUCUUUCUUUCUUUCUUUCUUUCUUUCUUUCUUUCUAGGCUCUUUUCUUUCUUUCCUGAUUCCUUUUCUUCUUCUUUAUUUUAUGGUCACCUUUCUUUCUUUCUUUCUUUCUUUUUCUUUCUUUCUUUUUUUCUUUCUUUCUUUCUUUUUUAUGGUCUUUUUUCUUUCUUUCUUUUCUUUCUUUCUUUCUUUUCUUUUUUCUUUCUUUCCUUUCCUUUUCUUCUUCUUUUUUUUUUAUGGUUUCUUUCUUUUCUUUCUUUUGUUCCUCUUCUUCUUCUUUAUUUUAUGGUCACCUUUUCUUUCUUUCUUUUCUCUCCUUUCUUUUCUUUCCUGGUCCUUCUUCUUUAUUUCCUUUCUUUCUUUCUUUUUUUUAUGGUCAACUUUCUUUCUUUCUUUCUUUCUUUCUUUCUUUCUUUCUUUUCUUUUUCUUUCUUUCUUCUUUCUUUUUUCUUUCUAGUCUCCUUUUCUUUCUUUCCUUUUUCUUCUUUUAUUUUAUGGUCAACUUUCUUUCUUUCUUUCUUUCUUUCUUUCUUUCCUUUCUUUCUUUCUUUCUUUCUUUUUCCUAGGCUCUUUUCUUUCUUUCCUGAUUCCUUUUCUUCUUCUUUUUAUUUUAUGGUCACCUUUCUUUUUUCUUUCUUUCUUUCUUUCUUUCUUUUUUCUUUCUUUUCUUUCUUUUUUUAUUCACCCUUUCUUUCUUUCUUUCCUUUCUUUCUUCCUGGUUUCCUCUUCUUCUUUAUUUUAUGGUCAUUUUCUUUUUCUUUCUUUCUUUCUUUUCUUUCUUUCUUUCUUUCUUUUUUUCUUUCUUCUUUUAUGGUUCAAUCCUUUCUCUUUCUUUCUUUCUUUCUUUCUUUCUUUCUUUCUUUUGUUCCUCUUCUUCUUCUUUUUAUUUUAUGGUCUUUUUUUUUUUUCUUUCUAGUCUUUUUCUUUCUUUCCUGGUUCCUCUUCUUCUUUAUUUUAUGGUCACCUUUUCUUUCUUUCUUUCUUUCUUUCUUUUUUCUUUCUUUUUUUUUCUUUCUUUAUUUAUUUUAUUUUAUGGUCAUCUUUCUUUCUUUCUUUCUUUUAUUUUAUGGUCAACUUUCUUUCUUUCUUUUUUCUUUCUUUCUUUCUUUGUUCCUCUUUCUUCUUUCUUUUCUUUCUUUUCUUUCUAUUCCUUUUUUCUUUUUCUGGUUCUUUCUUCUUUAUUUUAUGGUCAUCUUUCUUUUCUUUCUUUCUUUUAUGGUCAACUUUCUUUCUUUCUUUCUUUCUUUCUUUCUUUCUUUCUUUCUUUGUUCUUUCUUCUUUUUUAUUUCUUUCACCUCUUCUUCUUCUUUAUUUUAUGGUCACCUUUCUUUCUUUCUAUCAUCUUUCUUUCUUUCUUUUCUUUCUUUCUUUUUUUUUCUUUCUUUUCUUUUCUUUUUAUUUUAUAGUCAACUUUUUUCUUUUUCUUCUUUAUUUUUAUGGUCUUUUCUUUCUUUUUUCUUUCUUUUUCUUUUCUUCAUUUUAUUUCUUUUCUUUCUUUCUUUUUUUUUUCUUUCUUUAUUUAUUUUUAUAGUCAACUUUCUUUUUUCUUUCUUUCUUUCUUUCCUUUUCUUUCUAGGCUCUUUUCUUUCUUUCUUUCCUUUUUCUUCUUCUUCUUUUUUUUAUGGUCAACUUUCUUUCUUUCUUUCUUUCUUUCUUUCUUUCUUUCUUUCUUUGUUCCUCUUCUUCUUCUUUAUUUUAUGGUCACCUUCCUUCUUUCCUUUAUGUUUUCUACUUUUAUAA